AUGGCGGGCUUGGGCUCUCCCGUGGUCACGGGCAAGUCCACCUUGCCUGUCUCCCAAUACGCGCCCCGGAUCGCCAAUGUCGCCGAAAAUGCCUGGCUGCAUUUCCAGCUUCAGAACGCUCUGCUGACAACAGGCAAGGUUUAUCAAAAGGUGCUUCUCGUCCACGGCACUAUUGGCGAGCCCUCACAGCAACCUGUGGACGGCACCCUCUCCAUAACGCGACUCGACGACAACUUCCCGCCAACAUUUUGGCCCGUGUGCGACUCUCAGUUUAAGGCGCUGGUUUACCUGCAGCCAGGACCCAACAAGAUCCGAUUCGACUUCUCCAGUCCAAAACUACCCAACAGCAGCUCUUCAAACCCCAUACAUGCAUCAUACCUCACAAUCCAUAUGCUUCCAGCCAACAGUGCACCGCCCUUACAGCUCGCAAUUCUCGUCGCCAAGGAUUCUGCUGAAGUUUUCGAUGCGGUUCCCGCUCGAAUCGAGCGCGAGGGCAACGAAUUGGAUACGGCAGUGCGCAAAUUCCGCAUGGCCGCAUACCUUUGGCAGGCUUUCACCGCUGAGCAGAUGUGGCGCAAUAAGCUUGGGCGUCGUGUCUUCAGGUUUGAGGAGGAAUGGGUUACUGGUACCUCGAAUCAACGGGAUCGUGAAAACGGAACGCUGCGCUCGGAAGCGAGGGUCCACAUCAUCAGGUCGGAUAAGACUGUCGCAGAAAUUCGAGACUUGGAGCUGGCGCAGCAGAACGAAAAGGCGACCAAGAAAGGAGACUUGUACGGAAUCGCUGCCGAAGCCGUGAAGCAACAUUUCAAACCACUAGGCGGUCAGAAGCAGUACGUUUCCCUGCUGAUUCUUGAUACGCAGUGGGAUAAGGAAGCCAACGUGGUCAGGGGACACGCGGCGCUCGGCGGAAACGCUGGUGAUCUACAACUGGCUAUUUUUGGCUCGCAUUGCCUGCAGAGUUACCCCGCGAGUUUUGAAGAAGUAGUUCCCGCGUUCACGGACUGCACUCCGACUGACGUGGACUUUGUUGCCAAUGAUUGCGGUCAAGCCGGUAGUUCCUGGGAGGCGGCCAGCAUCGGAAUUGGCGCGCAUUUACACGAGACGGGCCAUCUCUUCGGGUGUCCUCAUCAGGAAAGUGGCGUCAUGCUGCGCGACUACUUGACGCUCAACCGCAGCUUCGUAGCUCGCGAGGCCUUUUGCACCAGAACGAAGUCCAAGGGUGGUUUGGUCGGUCAAGAAGACGAAUGCGGUUGGCAUCGAUUGGAUUGCUUGCGCUUCCGCGCCCAUCCGUGCUUCAGGUUGCCCAACGACCCCCAUAUGAACCCGGAUGAUAGCGUACAUGCCUUCCCUAUCGAGAGCGGGAAGAUGGUUGUCAUGGCGCCGACUGGCGUAGCUUUCAUAGAGCUAUUUGCUGAAGACGAUGACGUUUGUCGGUCUUGGAUCGAGUACCCAGCUGAGACUGGCUCUGUGCAACGCCAAUUGACGCUGAGCGAUCAGGAGCUGCGGGAGAGGCUCCCAGAAAGCAAGCGGAAAGGGCGGCUCAGAAUUUCGGUCAAAUCCCAUGGAGGCGGCGGCUUGGACAUUGACGACCUCAAGAAGCUAUGCUCCAAGGAGUCGUCCUUCAAGCUGACUCCUGGUCCCCUUGGCAAAACGGCUUACCGAGGAAAGGCUUUAGGGCUCUCAUCCAUGCAGGAAAGCGUCGCGCAAGAAGUUGUGUUUGAGAGCGCCGUUAAACAAAACAGGAUCCUAUCUCGCAUUAUAUUCUACCAUGGAUACGCGGUUGACGGUAUAGAAUUCAUGUAUGACGAUGAUACCACCCAGCUUUUUGGCAAGAGAGGGGGCAAAGAAGGCGGCGAUACCUUCGACUUGGACAUCCGUCGAGGCGAAUACAUUUCAGGCUUCUUCGUUCGUUCGGGUCACUGGAUUGAUGCCAUCCAAGUGCUUACCAGCCUGGGUCGAAGAUCGCCCGUAUUUGGCAAUGCGCAUGGGGGGUCAGGCAUACACCUCAUCAUGUCAAAGCGAACAAGUAGCGCCGUGACGAACGGGAGCGUAGCCAAGGAUGCCGACAGCUUCAACGAGCCGGCAUACGACAAGCAGAAACUCCUCCUAUCCGCCGACACGGGCCAUUUCUCCUUGAUUCGAGCACUUCACCUUGCGGAUGUCAUUACACUGUGCAAUGGUGCCUGCGGCGUUAUGUCGAUUUUCACCUCCCUCCGUUACUGUCUCGGCGAUCCCGCAUCUACUAGCACUCUGUAUCUCGCCCUUUUCUUCCUGCCGUUCGGGUUAUUCUUUGAUUUCAUGGAUGGAAAGGUUGCGCGAUGGAGAAAGAAGAGCAGUAUGAUGGGUCAGGAGCUUGAUUCGCUGGCUGAUUUGAUAUCAUUUGGCGUGGCUCCCGCCUCCGUGGCCUUCGCACUCGGCCUGCGUACCGUUGUGGACCAUGCUUGCCUCACCUUCUUCGUUCUCUGCGGUCUCACUCGCCUUGCUCGCUUUAAUGUCACUGUCUCGGUCCUCCCCAAGGAUGCUACCGGCAAGAGCAAGUAUUUUGAGGGUACGCCGAUCCCCACGAGCCUGGGCCUAGACGCAGUCAUGGCCUACUUCAUCUCACAGCGAUGGAUACUGGGGGAUUUGCCCUUGGGAACGUGGUUCGCUGGUUCAGCGCUUGAAUUUCACCCAAUUGCCCUCGUGUUCGUCCUGCACGGAUGCAUGAUGACAAGCAAGAGCAUUCACAUUCCGAAGCCUUAA
This is a messenger RNA of Colletotrichum gloeosporioides, 2742 nucleotides long. Its product is annotated as putative zinc metalloproteinase. Gene Ontology annotation, biological process: phospholipid biosynthetic process. The record is from RefSeq and is a predicted model, not a curated record. Gene Ontology annotation, cellular component: cytoplasm; membrane. Gene Ontology annotation, molecular function: phosphotransferase activity, for other substituted phosphate groups. The transcript has 7 exons. The coding region runs from base 1 to 2742 and encodes 913 amino acids. NCBI's taxonomy places the organism in Eukaryota, Fungi, Ascomycota, Sordariomycetes, Glomerellales, Glomerellaceae.